Molecule: messenger RNA, 1529 nt
Organism: Cuscuta europaea
Lineage: Eukaryota; Viridiplantae; Streptophyta; Magnoliopsida; Solanales; Convolvulaceae
Source: the annotation of a GenBank genome assembly
CAUCAACAUUACAACAUACAUAUACUUGCUCUUUAAAUAGAGUGGCUUCAUGCACAAUAGUUUCAUCAUAAUCCAAUCACAAGAAAAAGAAGAAAACCCUUGGCUUAUAGAAGUUAUAAAUAAAUAAAAAGAAGCGUUCUGUCCCCAACACAUUUAAUGAUCAAUGAUGAUAGGGUACGGGUAUAGUGAUGAUUCUCACGACAAUCUAGUUGGCCGGCGGCCGGCGGCCGGAGAUGACGAAUAUCUCAACAAGCAAAGCCAACCACUACCAUUCACGGCCGCCGCCGGCGGCGGCCCACGGUCAACCUUCACAAGGAACCACUACUCCCCUGAUAAUUACUACGACGGGGAAGGCUCAAACAACUACUACACCAUGAAGGCUGAAACCGUCGUCGCCCGACCCGUGGUCAACCAUCAAUUUUUCAUUGACGGUGUGCCCGUGAACGUUAGACGACCGGCAGGUGUGAGUAAUGACGGUUGUGCCCCCGAAGAGGAUAUAGAAGAUACCUUCAAUAGAUUCCGUGUGGCGGCGAUAGCCGCCGUAAAGGCUGGCCCGUCUUUCGGUGACUCGACGCCCUCAACUACCACCAAUAAGCCGAUGACAUGGGGGAGGAGGUCCUCGUGGAAGACCGCCGAUGAAGACUCUCCUCCUCCCGCCGGUGGUCGCCGUAACGGCGGUCAAGAAUCGAGCCGUCCGAAUUGGCCUUCUGGGCCGAGGCCCAAUACCGGCGAUGGCCCAUCCUACGCUUCUGGUAAGCCGGUUGAAGUUGACUCCCCUCCUAGAAAUAUUGACAUUCAACGUCGUCAUAACGGCAGUCAAGAACCGAUCCGUUCGAGCCACUCCGCUGGGCCGCGGCCCACCUGGCAGAGUACCCGCGGCGGUUCAUCAGCAGUUACAGAGGAGGAUGAAGGUGAAGCUAAAGUCAAAGCUGGCGUUGACUAUGACACUCCCGCACAUAUUGAGAAAGGCGAGGACCAGAGAUAUACUUCCGUCCAGCCGCCGCUCAAACAGCUCGAAAGGUUGACCAUCAACGACCGCCAGAGGCCGUUGACCAAAUCCGAUAAUGGGUCCGGGGAGAACAGAGGUAAUCAGGCGACGGCGGCGGCGGAUAACAAAGAUCCAACAAAGAAAUCUGACGGCGGAGACGGCGGUGGCGGGAAAUUACCAUGGAGCAGUGGGAAGCAAAAUUACGGAUGGGGCAUGGGCUCCGGCAGCCGGAAGCCGGCUGCUCCAUCUCCGAAGCGAUACGGUGGGUUUGGCUAUAACUCUGCCGCCGCAAAUUGGUGGGGUAAGAUAGCUCCAGUCUCUUCAGUACAGCAGCAGGGAGGCUAUAUUAAUGUGAUGGACAGCAAUGAAGCAAGGAGGCGGUAUGGGAAUCUCCGGCCAGCUGCACCGGCGGCGAUGGGAUACUACAAUGGUGUGGGAUCGGUCAUUACCAGUGAUGAAGCUGUGAGGAAGUAUGGCGGCUUCUACCUCCCUAAUCGGUAUUAACAAAUAACAAGACCGGUCAGGCAAGGAAGACAGAAGG